CCACCAGCCAACCUCGACACCUGUGAUACCCCCACCAAGAUCCACAACACGCACCUAUACCCGGCCAGCCCCGCGCGUGCAAGCAAGUGCCCCGACCGCCUACAUAGAGACCUUCGCCUCACCUGCUCCCGGCCGUGUUACUCGUCGCUACGAAAAUCUCUGGCUUGUUGAACAAAUUGCUUCAAGAGUUUUUCUACCCCUUUCCAGUAAGGGUCGUCUCACUACCAGUCGCUUACAAAGUGUUUUUGGAUAGUGCCUCGCUCAUCCCGCAAAAUGUUCUCUUGGGCCAAGUCAGCGUUGUCCGCGGUUGCCGGUACUGAGGAGCCCAUCUACGGUCCUGAAGCUAUCCAGCCGGUUGGCAAGAAUGCAGGCGACCCUUCCUUCACCGAGUUGACCAAAGAGGACCUGAAAUGGCAGGCCCUGAACUACACCAACGUCGAGACUCAGACCUUCUACGUCAACGCGGACUCGGGCCACACCGGCAUAUUCCAGGUCAUCUACAACAACAUCUUCGGUGCACGCACGACGGUGCAGUUCAAUACCAAAAUCUUCUACCCCAAUAACGAGAAGCCCUUCCUGUGGUCUAGUGACCCGCUUUCGAAUCACGGUUUCGAUGAAGGUCAUUUCUCCUUCCACGCUGACGGCGUCUCCAUCCAGCUGAACGAGGACGGCUCGGCAUACACAGUCAAGGCAGCAGUCAACAACAGCAGUCUGGUCAAUGUCACAUUUACCAGGACAGCACCGGGCUUCCAGGCUGGAAAGACUGGAACGAGCAACUACGGCACCAACCCCAAGGAGCCAUGGGGCAGCAUGCAUCACCACUUUUGGCCGAGGUGCAAGGCCGAGGGCUCUGUCAUCACUAGGGAAGGCGAGAUCAAGAUUGAUGGCCAGGGAAUGUUCAGCCACGCACUGCAAGGAAUGAAGCCCCACCAUGCUGCGGCUCGCUGGAAUUUCGUCAACUUCCAGUCGCCGUCGUACUCCGCUAUCCUCAUGGAGUUCAAGACCCCCCCCUCCUACGGAUCGACGACAGUCUGUGUUAGUGGCAUCGCUACGGAUGGCAAGCUGCUGAUUGCUGGUAUCAACGGCGGUGCGAAACACACCGAGACUAAGCAGGAUACGGACAAUGACUGGCCUGAGCCUACAUCAGCAAGCUACCACUGGGAGGGAAAGACUGACGACGGCAAGGAGGUCACGGCGGAGCUUGCAGGCUCUUUGGGCACUAAAUACGACCGUGUGGAUGUUAUGGCUGAAGUGCCAGGCUUCAUCAAGACUAUUGUGGCAUCUGCGGCUGGCACGAAACCGUAUAUCUACCAGUUCGCGUCGAAGCUCACCAUUAAGGUGAAGGCCGGCGAUGAGAUCAAGGAGGAGGAAGGUGUCCUCUUCACCGAGGCAACGUUCAUCUCGUGAGGGACUCCUUAUACAUCUAUACCGUUACGACCCCCUAGCAUUAAUAGUAGAACCCAGGCCAGGAGCUUGAACCUAAUGAACCCCAAUCUUAAAAAGUCUUUGUUGCUCUCUGCAUAUGUAGUGCAUUCACAGCCACAGCGAGAUGUCGCGGAUGCAUGGGG
Molecule: messenger RNA, 1568 nt
Organism: Didymella exigua CBS 183.55
Lineage: Eukaryota; Fungi; Ascomycota; Dothideomycetes; Pleosporales; Didymellaceae
Product: oxidative stress survival, Svf1-like protein
Exons: 3
Coding region: 274-1407 (377 amino acids)
Biological process (GO): response to oxidative stress
Cellular component (GO): cytoplasm
Source: RefSeq, a predicted model, not a curated record